Cylindrotheca closterium is the source of this 501-nucleotide messenger RNA. NCBI's taxonomy places the organism in Eukaryota, Bacillariophyta, Bacillariophyceae, Bacillariales, Bacillariaceae. The record is from the annotation of a GenBank genome assembly.
AUGUUUUUGAUAUUGAAUCGUUUGCAUUCACAUUCACUCGAGGCCUCACUCGUCCCAGCACCAAUUCCACCAUUGAUAUCCUACAAGGAAAGUCAAUCGAUCGCAAUCAAGUUCUUGGAUGCGAUCUCUUUUGGUGCCAUUGGCAUUGCCCUUCUUGUCAUCGCUGUGGCUAUCCUUCGUGUCAUCAGGGCCAUCGAUCGCGAGCUCAUCGUCUCUAUGGGAGUUUUUUUUAUUGUCUCGGAGUCUCCCUUGUCCAUGGCUGAUUUGAGAAAGAAAAUGACACCAUCGGCCAUAUUCAGUUCUGAACAAGUGUUGGUAAUACAGGCCGCCUUUAUUGCAUUAAAGCUGAAAGAGAAGAAGGCUGCUUCUGUGAAAGGAUCUACUCGUCGUCCUGACAUGUCUAAUGGCGCUGCCAUCGCUGAGCUUUGCGACCUAUGCGCCAACACUUCCCCCCUGAAGGAUACUACUACCAAUGAUCCUUCUAAAAAUGAGAGCUUUUAA